Messenger RNA from Peromyscus californicus insignis, 4706 nucleotides. It is a transcript of the gene Rin1, whose product is annotated as Ras and Rab interactor 1. The coding region runs from base 717 to 3113 and encodes 798 amino acids. The transcript is spliced from 10 exons. The record is from RefSeq and is a predicted model, not a curated record. Gene Ontology annotation, cellular component: cytosol; endocytic vesicle. Lineage: Eukaryota; Metazoa; Chordata; Mammalia; Rodentia; Cricetidae. Gene Ontology annotation, molecular function: small GTPase binding; guanyl-nucleotide exchange factor activity. Gene Ontology annotation, biological process: vesicle-mediated transport; signal transduction.
AGAGCUGGAAGCUACACGUGGCACAAGCAAACAGGUGAAGCACAUGGCCUUGAGUGGCGAAGGAGCUGUUGCACGUGUGUCGAGGCGGGUCAUGUCUGCACCUGCCCCAGGCACUUGGCAGAUUAGCAAGGCAGGCUAGCAGGGCCUGUGUGUGGGAGGCAGCUAGCAGCAGCACCAUGUGCCGACGACCUCAGCCACACUCCCCCCUGGUUAGCAGUGAGUGUCAGAACCACCCCCAGAACCUCAGUUAAGCAAAAGGUUUAGUUUCCAUGGAGACACAGCAUCCUUUCUCCAUAGCAACCUGAAAUUACAAAACCCAAGUUAGGUUCAGGAAUGAGUCAUCUGUGACCAGUAGGGGGUGCUCUCCCACAAGGCUGGCCCCCUCCACAGGCAGGAGCAGAUGAGCAAGUGACCGCAGACUUCUUAAGGUGACCCAGGGGUGAGGCUUGGGCCUAUGGGCACUUGGUCUGCCCUGUGUAACUCCUCCCUACCCAGCUGCAUAGUGUGAGGAGGCUGUCGGAAGCACUGUAUGGAGGUGCUCCUCCCACAGCUGGAACCCCAAUAGUGACCUUAACAUGGAGGGGGGACCCUGCCAUUCAAGGCUGGACCCGGAACAGAAGAGGUGGACACUGGCCACAUGGAAUGGACAUACAAGAGUUAACUGGCGGGGUGUGACAGGGUGAACCGCCUUCAGGAAGCGUUACUCACCGCCAGGAAUGUGCACGCCUGUGCCUUGGGGGUUGGAUUCUCUUCCUGAGUCCCAGGAGAAGCUGAAGGAGCUCCCAGCCAUGGAGGACCCUGGGGAGACAGGAGCACACCCUCUGGGAGCUACCAACCUCAACUUUGUUCCUGGGCACCAACAGAAAGAAAAGCCAUCUCCAGACCCGCUGUAUGACACACCUGAUGCCCGCGGGGCCCAGGCAAGUGGGUCCCAACAACCAGCUCGCGCUGUGAGCCUGCGGGAGCGGCUGCUGAUCACCCGGCCCGUGUGGUUCCAGUUGCGGGCCAACGCUGCGGCCGCACUGCACGUGCUGAGGACAGAGCCUCCAGGGACCUUCCUGGUACGGAAAUCUAACACUCGCCAGUGCCAAGCUCUGUGUGUGCGGCUGCCAGAAGCCAGUGGCCCUUCCUUUGUCUCCAGCCACUAUAUCCAAGAGAGCCCUGGCGGCGUCUCUUUGGAGGGUUCAGAGCUCAUGUUCCAGGACCUGGUCCAGCUCAUCUGUGCAUACUGCCACACCAGGGACAUUCUUCUCCUGCCGCUCCGGCUCCCCAGAUCCAUUCAUCAGGCAGCCAGCCACAAGGAGCUGGAGGCCAUCUCCCAUCUGGGCAUGGAGUUCUGGAGCUCCUCCCUCAACACCAAGGCUCAGCAGGGGCCUUCUGAAGCCCCAUCGAUACCCAGGCUGAAGGCUCGCUCCCCUCAAGAACUGGAUCAGGGCACCGGUGCAGCCCUCUGCUUCUUCAACCCCCUCUUCCCAGGGGAUCUGGGCCCCACCAAACGGGAGAAAUUCAAGAGGAGUUUUAAAGUGCGUGUGUCCACAGAGACCUCCAGUCCUCUGUCUCCACCUGCUGUGCCGCCUCCUCCAGUUCCAGUACUGCCAGGGACGUCUUCCAGCCCAGCAGAAAGACAGCCCCCUGGACAGCUGCUGCAGAGGGAGAGCUCAGUGGGGUAUCGUGUGCCAGGGAGUGCUUCCGGCCCUAGCCUUCCUCCCCUGCCUUCACUUCAGGAGGUGGACUGCUGCUCCCCCAGUAGCUCAGAGGAGGAAGAUUCUGCAGGAAGCCCCACAACCUCCCCAUUCCUGGGCCGCCCAAGGCAGCGGCGGCCUCUGCUUCGGUCCAUGAGUUCCGCUUUCUGCUCUCUGCUGGCACCGGAGAGGCAGGUUGGCCGGGCAGCCACAAUGCUAAUGCAAAACCGGUACACAGCUGUGGGUCAGCUAGUGCAGGACCUGCUGACCCAGGUUCGGGCUGGUCCCGAGCCCCGGGAGUUGCAGUACAUCCGGCAGGCCUUAAGCCGGGCCCGGGCCAUGCUGAGUGCAGAGCUGGGCCCCGAGAAGCUGCUCUCACCGGAGAGGCUGGAGUUGGUCCUGGAGAAGUCCCUACACCGCUCUGUCCUCAAGCCUCUUCGACCUAUCCUAGCUGCCCGCCUGCGGCGCCGGCUUUCCACAGAUGGUUCCCUCGGCCGCCUAGCUGAGGGCUUCCACCUGGCCCGGACCCAGGGCCCUGGAGCCUUGGGGUCCCACCUGCGCCUCUCCUCCCCAGUGGAGACAGAGCAGGUGCGCCAGAGACUGCUUCAGCUGCUUGGCACCUAUUCGCCCGUCGCCCAGAUCAAGUGGCUCUUGCAGGCCUGCAAGUUGCUCUACACGGCCCUGAAAACCCAGGCGGGGGAGAAAGCUGGCGCGGAUGAGUUUCUGCCUCUGCUGAGCCUUGUCUUGGCCCAGUGCGACCUUCCUGACCUCCUGUUAGAAGCUGAGUACAUGUCGGAGCUGCUGGAGCCUACCCUGCUCACCGGAGAGGGUGGUUACUACCUGACCAGCCUCUCAGCCAGCCUGGCCUUGCUGGGUGGCCUGAGCCAGGCCCACGCUCUCCCUCUCAGCCCGGCACAGGAGCUCCAGCGCUCUCUGGCCCUCUGGGAACAGCGCCGCCUGCCGGCCACCCACAGCCUCCAGCAUCUCCUCCGAGUAGCCUACCAGGACCCCAGCACAGGUUGCACCUCCAAGACCCUGGCUGUGCCCCCGGGGUCUUCGAUUGCCUCCCUGAGCCAACUCUGUGCUACCAAGUUCCGAGUGACCCAUCCUGAUGCAUUUGGCCUCUUCCUCUACAAGGACCAAGGCUACCAUCGCCUGCCUCCUGAAACCCUGGCCCAUAGGCUUCCCGCAACUGGCUACCUUGUCUACCGCCGGGCAGAGAGACCUGAGACCCAGAGGGCUGCAACAGAGAAGGCAAAGGCAGGCAGUGAGAGGCCAGAGGAAGGAGCAUGGGAGGGGGAGAGGGGGGGCCUGAACAGUGAGGGGGAGUCUGAGACAGCUGUUAACCAAGGAGGUGAGGAUCAGGCCAGAGGAGGUCAUGUGCAGCCAGUGGAGCAAAGGGUAGAGGGAAGCCAGGCUGCAGAAGAGUAGCCAGAAAGAGCCGAGAGGGUUGUCUGGGCCUCCAGGAGCCUCUCAAUCGGCUCUUCCCAGCUGCCAGCUUCCUUCACCACCCACACCCAGUUCUCUGUUGUGUCUGCCACCACCUCUGACUGGUCUUCAUGAGUCCAUCUGCUAGAGAACAGGGGGCUGGCCACAUAGACUAGGGCAAAGUUGAGAGAGUUGGGAGACUCCAAGGCCCUGUGUCCAAAGCCCGUGGCCUCUGUUCCUCCCUAGCCCAGAGGGAUAAAUGUGUCUAGUAAGGGACAGAUCCAUCUAAUAGCCAACUCCAGCAUAGCGGGACGGGGGGUCCUGGCUUCUUUUGCCUCUCCUGCUGCCCAUGGGCAUAGACAGGGUUGCCUGAACAGCUCCAAUCUCUCUGGUUCCAGGGGUCAGGGAGACGGCAGGGUGACAGCAAAGGUCCCCAAAGGUCCCCAAACACAUGGCUCUGCAAAGAGGGGAUGUGAGUUCUGUUGUGCAGGGCUCCAGAGCGAUCCAGGCCCCAACCAGGAUGGCUGGUGGCCGAGACUGGGCAGGCGAAGGGAGGAAAGGAAGGGUGUGAGCAGCCACCAGGCAGGUGGAAUCUGUGUCUUCUUCCUCAGUCAGUCCAGAGAUGGUUAUUGCCCUGGAGGUCAGGUCACAAGAGAGAAAGCACCUAUGUUCCAGCCUUUUUUCAAGACCAGAAAGCUACCAAGGCACCUCAGUAUUUCUGGGGAAUUGGACCCUGGGAAGUAAUGCCUGCUAACAGGAAGUUUCCAGAACAGAGAGAGGGGUUCCACAAGCAUUGUACUCCUCUUUUGGGGCCCUUACAAAAGCUUGACAAUAAGGCACGGCAUAUAGCUUGUGGACCCCACUGCAAGUAAUUCCCAAGAGGUCCUAGCAAACUAGCCCUCAAGGCCAGAGCUGCUGGACCCAGGGGGAAGCCGGCUGCAAAUCUGAGCAGAGGAAAAUGCCCAUGAAUAGCCACAAGAGGGCCCAAACAGUCUAAGAAACUGCAGAGGGUGAAACCCCCUCCAGGGGGUGGGAGGGGUGAGGAGAAAGAAUUUAAGAGCCACAGAAUGUAGGCAGUCACUGGCCUUACAGUCUUACAGCUAUUGACAGCCUGGGAAAUGCAGGGCAGAGACCACGUGCAGUCGGAGAUUCUUAGGAAAGAAUCGUUUCCAGACUACCACGGCCAGUGUGAGGUGCUCUCCAGGGCCUCUGAGCACAGGACACCAACUCGUGUCAUAGACAGAACAACAGGGAGGUAGAAGUUGUGGACCCUGGCUUUCAGAUCCACAUCUAGCCAGUGUAGGGCUCCAAACUAGUCACUAGGCCACCACUGUUUUUCCCACUUCCAUGCCCCUCCCCGGUAGGGAAAGUGUGUAUGAUAAGGGACAAGUCCCAUCUGGUAUCUAACAUCUGGCAGAGGGGGAAGGUGGUCCCAGCUCCUUUCACCUCUCUCCACCCCCCAGAGGCACAGACAGGGUUGCUGGGGCUUCAGGUCCUGAACAACAUGGCCCCUUAUUCCAUGAUAAGUCUUCCCUUCCCCUAAUGCUUUGUGCAGGAUGGAGCACUCCACAGUGCUCAAUAAAUGCUAUCCACUGA